ACCGCAUUAAGUCAUUUGAGGGAAAGGGUGGGGGAUUAAGGAGAUUUGGACAAAACAACGGGUCAAGCUCAGGAUGCACAAUGAUCCUUGUCUUCUGUUGCAUCUGAGGAUGAACGAACAAGCCUGGACCUUUCCUGUUUGCUCGGGAGUCGUGACCCACCCCUGGUGGCUUUGUGCGGAGUGCGCGUGCGCCGGCGGAAAACCAUUGGAGACCGGUGGAAGGAGGGCGUCGGCUUGUCCCCAGAUCUUAAAGUACUAAUUUGUUCCAUAUAAGUUACGAUGCCUGGAAGAGCAGGUACAAAUCGCACAACAGGAACCAAGUCAAAGCAGGAGAGCAAAUCUCAACAGUGCAAAAAAACUGGAAAAAGGAAAGUUGAUAUUGGAGAUACUAAGGAAUCAGAGAAAGAGGUAAGACAUUCAAGCAAACAAAUGAAGAAACAAUCUGAGAAAACAGGACAGCCUUUGCAAGAAACUGGGAAGAAUACAAAUAUGAAAAAGAAAACCCUCAAAAAUAAAGUAACAUGGCAGCCUCUCUCAAAAGACAAUAAAGAAUAUUUUGAGUCUAUGAUGGAUUCUAUGAUACGAUCAGUUUUGAGAGCUGAAAUAAAAGAAAAAGAAAAUACUCAAAUUCAUCUUAACUGCUUAAAGGAAAGAUUUCUUCAGUUGUGUGAAACUCAUAAAGUCUCCCUGGGAGACUGGAGUAGUCUCAAGGAAGUGUCCAAUCUCUGUCUGAAGGAAAUGGAGACUCUUGAGGCCAAUGAAGAAAGUCUGGCGUUAUUGCAGGAAGAAACUGAAAAAGCAGUGAAGGCCACAGAAUUAAUAAAUGAGAAUAUUCAGAACCUUCAGGAUAAAAUUCGGAUUCUUGAGAGUGAAUUGGAGGAAGAAGAGGAAAAGGCUAAGCAGGUGCUUCAGUUAGAUGGUACCAAGGCCCUUUCUCUUCCAGAACUCCCCAAGAAAAGUAUUAAAGCCCCAAUACUUCAUGAAGAAAUUUUGAAGAGGAUCCCAAAUCAGAAGGAUAUUCUAAAGGAUCUGCAUGUCAUGAAUAAUUCAACAGAGAUGAAGAACAUGUUAACUUUCAUAAAAGAAACCUAUAAGAAGCUGGAUGCCUCCUGAGUUCUUGUACUGUAUAAUUAUGGACAAUUUAACAUUUAUAAAUCAAUGAAAAUGAUUGUUACCUUUAAUGAAGUCUUUUGAUAUUAUAGAUGAUAAGACCAUCAUGGGAAUUACAAAUCCCCUAUUCAUCACAAGCACUUUUUAAAAAAUAGGCAUCUCCUACCAACUUAAUAUCUGGACGCCCUGGAUCAGAAAUGACCAAGUCUGUGCUGUAGUCUCCCCAUUUCACAUCUUUCUGACGUGUGCCUUAGGGCCAGAUACCCAAAAACUAAACUUUGUUCAGCUGUUAUGGCUUUUCUGGGAUCAGAGUUUCAGGUGAAUGUAGCUCAGUGAUUUUUAAUUGAAGGACCAAUCAAAUAAAACAGAUAGGACAUGGGACAAUUAAAAUGUAUGUUUAAGAAAUGACUGAACUUUCGAUGGCUGGUCACUUAGAGGAGGAAGUACCCUCUUUUUUUAUUUUUAAUCCCUUCUUUCAGUGCCAUUUUCCUCCUCUGACAAUUCCCUGGCCUUCCUCCAAUGAGCUGUCUCAGUUUUCACUGAUUAUCCAUGUUUUUGGUAAACUGGAGAAACCAAGGGAUUUAUAAAUGACUGUAUGUCAAAAGGGAUGUGUAAUGGCAUCAGUAUUUUAUUUCCGUGAGCACAUAAAUAAUGAGCCCUUUUUUCCCCUCCAGAUUAUCAUAAAGGCAUGAUUGUGUCCCAGAAGACUGAUUACUAAAGAAAUGCAUGUGUACUAUGUCUCAUUAGAGUAUUGACUCAAAAAUAACACUUCAAUAUCUAAAGCCUGUUUUUUUAGAUAGGUUGUUUUUUUCUGUAAACAAUUUUGGCUUAUUGAUGACAACAUGCAAAUAUUCGUGUUGAUAUAUCACUGAAGUGAUACAGUUUAAAAGCUGUUUCAAGUAAUAGUCAUAUAAUUGACUGUCAAGUUGAAAUAGGUUCUUUGGGGAAAUUGGGGCAUUGUCUAUUGAUUUUUGUUUGUCUAUGAAAUAAAAUAUUAACAUGUAA
Molecule: messenger RNA, 2115 nt
Organism: Vombatus ursinus (common wombat)
Lineage: Eukaryota; Metazoa; Chordata; Mammalia; Diprotodontia; Vombatidae
Gene: CENPQ
Product: centromere protein Q
Exons: 10
Coding region: 280-1113 (277 amino acids)
Source: RefSeq, a predicted model, not a curated record